Scheffersomyces stipitis CBS 6054 is the source of this 911-nucleotide messenger RNA. RefSeq lists its product as uncharacterized. Gene Ontology annotation, biological process: endosome transport via multivesicular body sorting pathway; late endosome to vacuole transport; protein transport. NCBI's taxonomy places the organism in Eukaryota, Fungi, Ascomycota, Pichiomycetes, Serinales, Debaryomycetaceae. The record is from RefSeq and is a predicted model, not a curated record. Bases 35 to 637 code for a protein of 200 amino acids. Gene Ontology annotation, cellular component: multivesicular body; ESCRT III complex. The transcript has a single exon.
CACCUUCUCUGAUUCGUAUUCGUAUACUUUUAAAAUGGCUGGAUUAGAGCAAUCGUUGUUUCAGUUGAAGUUCACUGCAAAACAAUUGAAUAGACAAGCUUCCAAGGCAGCAAAGGAGGAACUUCAAGAGAAGGCAAAGAUCAAGAAAGCUUUGACCCAGGGUAAUAACGAUAUCGCACAAUUGUAUGCGCAGAACGCCAUUCGUAAAUCUAAUGAAAGAGUCAACUUGUUGAGGUUGGCUUCUAGAAUCGAUGCUGUGGCCCUGAGAGUCCAGACCGCAGUGACCAUGAAGAGUGUCACGGGAAACAUGACUCAAGUCAUUCGAGGCAUGGACAAGGCAUUGCAGACAAUGAAUUUGGAAAGGAUAUCGUUGGUGAUGGAUAAGUUUGAGAACCAGUUCGAAGACUUAGAUGCGUCUACCAACUACUACGAGACAGCUACCAAUAAUGUCAACGCCUUGACCACCCCUCAGGAACAGGUUGACGAGUUGAUGAGUCAAGUAGCAGACGAGGCUGGCAUUGAAAUGAAGCAAGGCUUGAACGAGACGAAAGUUGAUAUCGCAACUCCUCCAGUGUCUAAUAUGACAGAAGAAAAGGAGGAUAAAUUGGCUGAAAGAUUGAGAGCAUUGAGAAGUUGAUGAAUAGAAGAUGAAGCAAUGAACCAAUGUCAAGUGAUAAUGUAAUAGUACGAAGUACAGAGACAGAAUAGUAUAGCCGUCAUGCAAUGAUGAUAUACAACUAGACAACUGCGAUGUUGUAACGCAAUCUUAUAACGAUAAUAAUAUGUAAUUAUUUGGCCGAUAACGAUUAGAAUUCCAAGUAUAAAUACAAUCAUAUAUUCAUGAAUAUUCUAUCGCACAAUGCAGACAAUUAUAUAGACUAUUAUAGAAAAAGCAGAAAGCAGCGAUGUGU